Hyla sarda is the source of this 1260-nucleotide messenger RNA. RefSeq names its product olfactory receptor 1468-like. Gene Ontology annotation, molecular function: olfactory receptor activity; G protein-coupled receptor activity. The coding region runs from base 1 to 1260 and encodes 419 amino acids. Gene Ontology annotation, biological process: G protein-coupled receptor signaling pathway. Lineage: Eukaryota; Metazoa; Chordata; Amphibia; Anura; Hylidae. The record is from RefSeq and is a predicted model, not a curated record. Gene Ontology annotation, cellular component: membrane. The transcript is spliced from 3 exons.
AUGAACGUGCUACUGCGCCUCCUCUAUCGUUGUGCGGGCAUCCCAACCCGAAUACCUCGCUCCUUCUUUUGUGAAGUCACGUCACUACAAGUGAAAUACAUCUGGGCACAUAAACAUUCUAGACUGGCUAAAUCCAUUUUGAUUAGACGUAAAGUGGAAGGUGACCUAGCUCUCCCCGAAGCUUUAUCUUACUACCUCGCGGCAGUCCUCUCAAGAGUCUUGGAUGCCUUUCAUGGCGCUGAGGAUCAGAACCCUGUAGACUCAUCAGACGAUAGCAGAGAUAUCUCCGGGGGGUUCUUCUACCUGGUCCCUUGUCUUCAUCUUGUAGAUAAAUAUCGGCAGAAAAUGGAAGCCAGAAAUGUAACCACAAUUUUUCUUCUUGGAUUUCCGGAGUUGUAUAGUUUUAGAAUUUUCUUUUUCCUUUUCCUUUUUGUGAUUUACCUUGUUACAAUCUGUGGGAACCUCUUGGUCAUUUCCCUGGUGUCCUAUAAUAAGAACCUCCACAGCCCCAUGUAUUUCUUCCUGACACAGCUCACAGCUUCGGACAUCAUCCUAACCUCGGACAUAGUCCCGACCAUGCUCCAUGUGGUUCUGAACAAUGGCUCCACUCUGCCUCUUCCUGCUUGUUUUAUUCAGUAUUUUAUUUUUGCUCUUUGUGAAGUUCUAGAAUGUUUUCUCCUGACAGUGAUGUCUUAUGACAGGUAUUUUGCCAUAUGUAAACCCUUGCACUAUCACUCUACCAUGACUCCUUUCCGAUGUAUGACAUAUAUUCUUCUAUGCUGGAUUCUUGGAAUUUUGGUUUCAUUAGUUCUAACAGCAAACAUCUCCCAACUUCACUUCUGUAGGUCAAACACCAUCGACCACUUCUUCUGUGACAUUAACCCCUUAAUAGAAUUGUCUUGCACUAACGUAUCAAGGAUGAGGUUACUGGCUACAUCCAUGUGUGUCCCUGUCCUCCUGUGUCCUUUUAUGAUAGUCAUGGUAUCCUAUGCUUACAUUGUCCAUACAGUUCUCAAGAUACAAUCCACAGCCCAAAGCCAAAAAGUCUUCUCUACCUGUGGUUCUCACCUAGCAGUGGUGUCCAUAUUUUAUGGGACUUUAAUGUCUAUAUACUUGACUCCAGAAAAAAGAAAAUAUACUGCUUUACGUAAAAUGAUGUCUCUUGUGUAUACUAUGGUGACCCCAUUAAGUAACCCUAUUAUCUACUGCCUGAGAAACAAAGACAUUAAGAAUGCGUUGAAGAAGGUAACAUCAAGAUGA